Helianthus annuus (common sunflower) is the source of this 1523-nucleotide messenger RNA. RefSeq names its product shikimate O-hydroxycinnamoyltransferase. The coding region runs from base 108 to 1385 and encodes 425 amino acids. The transcript has a single exon. The record is from RefSeq and is a predicted model, not a curated record. NCBI's taxonomy places the organism in Eukaryota, Viridiplantae, Streptophyta, Magnoliopsida, Asterales, Asteraceae. Gene Ontology annotation, molecular function: acyltransferase activity, transferring groups other than amino-acyl groups.
GGACCUCAAAUAAAUUACACACUCCUUCUUAUAAUAGAUUGAGGUAGAAGUGGGUUCUAAAAGUUGAAGAUCAUCUUGCAGGAAAAAAAAAGCGAAGAUCGGUCAAGAUGGAGAUCGCGGUAAGAGAAUCGACGAUGGUAAGGCCCGCAAAGGAGACACCGAGCAAAAAGCUAUGGAUCUCUAGCCUCGAUCUCAUGGCCCCAAAUUACCACACGCCAGUGGUGUAUUUUUACCGGCCCAAUGGUGCUGUCAGCUUCUUUGAUACGAAAGUGAUGAAGGAUGCUUUGAGCAGGGCGUUAGUUGCAUUUUAUCCAAUGGCAGGGCGAUUUGUACAAGACCAAGAUGGUCGGGUUGAGAUUGAUUGUCAAGGACAAGGUGCGUUGUUUUUUGAAGCCGAGUCUAAUGGUGUGGUCGAUGAUUUUGGUGACUUUGCGCCCCAAAUGAAGUUCUUGAAACUCGUUACAAUGGUGGAUUACUCCCUAGGAAUUGAAUCCUAUCCUCUGCUGGUCUUGCAAGUGACUUACUUCAAAUGUGGUGGAGUUUCGCUAACAGUUUCAAUGCACCAUUAUCUUGCGGAUGGGCCAUCCGCGAUGCACUUUAUAAACACAUGGGCGGAUAUGGCUCGUGGCCUUGACAUCAACCUCCCACCCUUCAUAGACCGAACCCUCCUUCGUGCACGGGACCCACCACAACCCACUUUUGAGCACAUCGAAUAUCACCCAGAUCCAACAAUGCCGCUCCAAGUCCCAUCAGAUGAAACCGAAACUAACUUCUCAAUUUUCAAAUUAACACGAGACCAACUCAAUUUGCUCAAAGCACAAUCAAAGGAAGAUGGGAACACAAUCAACUACAGCUCUUUUGAAAUUCUCUCGAGCCAUGUUUGGAAAUGUGUGUGUAAAGCCCGCGGGUUGCCUGACGAUCAGGGCACCAAGCUCGACAUCCCGACUGAUGGACGGGCCCGCUUUCAACCACAUCUUCCACCUGGCUAUUUCGGGAAUGCUAUCUUCACAACCGCAGUUAUAGCUACUGCAGGCGAAAUUCAACCAAAACCCACCUGGUACGCUGCAAGUAAAAUCCAUAAUGCGCUAGUGAAUAUGAAUAGUGAUUAUCUAAAAUCAGCAUUGGAUUAUCUGGAACAACACCUUGAUCAAAAGCCCAAGGUUUCUUAUAAAUACACGAAUCUUCGAAUAAUAAGUUGGGCUAGGCUCUUGAUUCACGAGGCUGACUUCGGAUGGGGCCGACCCAUCUUCAUGGGGCCUACUAGUAUCCCAUUAGGAAGCUGUUAUUUUUUACCAAGCCCGAUAAACGAUGGGAGCUUAUCGAUCAUCAUUGGGCUAGAAGCUGAGCAAAUGAAGCUUUUCAGCAAGUUGUUGUAUGCAAUCUGAAAUUAAACGGUUGAUAGGAUUAUUGUGAAUUUCAUUGCAACAAUAAUUUAUCAUCUUAUGAAUAAACAUUGAGUGGCAGGGUUGAUGAUUGUUUUGACGGUUAAGGUGGUUAUUGUGUUUGGAUGGUUGAUGAUGAAU